Messenger RNA from Pocillopora verrucosa, 2024 nucleotides. RefSeq lists its product as uncharacterized. The record is from RefSeq and is a predicted model, not a curated record. NCBI's taxonomy places the organism in Eukaryota, Metazoa, Cnidaria, Anthozoa, Scleractinia, Pocilloporidae.
GUUGAUCGAAGCGUCAUCGACAGCUGGUCGAAGGCGGAAAAAUUCAAAUCGAAUAUUUCUUAAGGGUGCGCGACAAAGUUGUGUGUUUACAAAAUUACGAUCCUGAAAGCAGUCGAGAUGGAAACGGACGGAUUUGCAACGGGACUAUUUCUGAGUUACAAAGAUUCAGAGAUUCUUCUCAUCGUAUCAUUGACUAUAAACUUCUGCGUUUUAUGGAGUGUAAUUUUGCCAAAGCUGUGUCAAGCCGUCUUAAGAAUGUCAAGUCGUUGGCAGAGAGGACAUGAAAUGGAGGAACAGCUAGGCGAGAUUCCAGUUUGGUGUAGGAGAUUCUCUACCAAUCACGUAUUUUGCGUGGCUCUUCCUGCGUGUGGAAUCGUUUUACUAACAAGUACAGACAUCCUUCAAAACCCUUUCUUCACAUUCGGAGGAUCUUUUCUUCUCGUGUUUUCCAUCGCUCUGGGUCAUUACGUGUUCAAAGCAGCGGAAGUCCUCACGUUCCGAAGCGAAAUCUUCCAUUACAAACCGCUCCUAGUCCACCAUGUUGUUGCUAUGGCAACAUACGCUGUGAUUUUGAUAUUCGAGGAAAACACUCUCAUGGGAGUGGUAAUGUUAUGUGUCGAGGGGAGCCUGAUAUUUGCUGAGAGAGAAAAGGAACGCUUUCGUCAGGAGGUCAGUUUUGAACAGGAAUCGACAUCACGAAAGUGUGUGACGGCCCUAGUUUUUGUACUUGCUAUUAUCAUCAAAGGAAUUAUCCCAGUCUCUAUCAUCAUCAUUGCGUUCUUAAUGGCGCUAAACGAGCUUCUGCGCAUGUCAUACAUCCCGCUGGCUUUCUUCUUUCUAAGCCUGGUCUUCUUCGCCUCUGUGAACCUGUGGUUCUUCCGAGACGCGUUCAACGAAGUUUCGCGCCAAUUUACCAGGCACCCUCGCUUUCCCGUGAUCAUUAUACCAAUACACAACAACCAGAAACCCUCACCACCGACCACUGCUAUUAACAACGACGGGCUCAAGCAACUACUACUAUCCAAGGAGGGCCUGGGGAGCUGCGUUAAUGUGAAAGAAAAUUCUCUCUGGGGAAAGGACGAGUUGAACUCAAGCCAAGGUGCACCAGCGAUCCUUCCAAUGGAGUCUUCAACACCAGAGGAGAUGAAAGGACAAUUCGUUUUAGAAAUUGGAAGUAAAGGAACUUAUUAAGUUCCAGCUGAUGUCAAUCUCUUCAUCAGAACGUUACAUUGCUUGUAAAAAUAUCAUCCCUUGAAUUUCCCGUUUCAGUGUUUAACGGAAGAAAAUUCGAAAUUUGGUUUUAUUGUUUUGCGUUAUAAAAUUAGACAUUGAACAUUUUAAGAAAAUUUAUAGUUUUUUUGUUGUAUAGAAAAUUUCUUAAAUAGAAGACAAAGGACAGACAAAGUUUUUCUGUUUGAUUCAUUAUUUGCAUUGUUGACCACAAAACCAAAGCUAGUUAUGGAAUGGAUCAUGUUACUACUGAGGGUGGGAAGGGUAGAGGCCAACUAGAAAACAUUCUCCAUAAAAGUACUUGAAAAAAAAAAACUUGAGCUAGGUGAGAGAAAUUAUUGAUCUAAGCACGAAAGAAAAUUCUUGCUGAAGACUUUGAACAAUAUAUUCGAGUGCAAAAAAAGUGCUUUUUCCUCAAUGAGACUUAAAUAUCAAUCAUUUUCUCAAAAUUCAAACGUUUUUUGAGUUUGAUAAGCCGCGAACAUAAAAGUGGCUUUGGACAUUAUUGUUAUUAUCAAUAUGAAGUUAUAAAAUGAUAUUAAUUUAUUUAGUGACAAAUUUCUGUGACAAGAACACUAUGUAGAAAUAUCUGUGCCAAAAAAUUCCACGAAUUGAUAUCGUUUUUACACGGUUUAAUUUUCAGGCGACAAAAUGUAUGUCAUUUCUAUGUAAAUAUAACUUGUUUAAACUAAACUGUUAACAAAAUAACAAACAUCAAGUUUUUAUUUAUUGAAGUACUCAAAGAGGUAGAGAUACUCACCCAAAAAUUUCAAAAUAAAAUGAAAACUUAAAAU